AUGAAAGCACUGCUCUGCCGUGGUGGCUACGAGAGGCACGUGCUGGCCAUGGCGAGGAAGGGUGGCUGGGCCAUGCUCCUCAACACUGAGACCCACCACAUGGGAGUAGGUUUGCUGGCCAGAGAGAUGAGGAAGAGCCCAAGACAGCUGCGUCUUUUCCUCUUCCAGUGGCUGACAGCGCUGCUCAAAGGCAGAGAGCCCUGCGGGGAGAUGCCUGCCAUGGCUUUCCUGGUGGAGGCCAGAAGAAUGCAGUGCCUGUGGCCCCUGCUGGUGGGGCACCUGCAGGACGCGGACAGAGACAUCAGCGCCAAGGCCCUGCUGGUGCUCAGCAAUGUGGUCCACGUCAUGGAGAAGCAGGUGGUGGCCCACCUUGCUCCGCUGCUGGCCGACAAGCUGCUGCCUCUCUUUGAUGAGGAGCCUGGCUGCGUGCGAGAGCUCUGCAUCCGCCUCUUGCAAGAUGUGAUGGAGACUGCAGUGGGCUCCAAAAGCCAGGAGCUGAAGCAGCAAGUGCACAGGAGCCUGCUGCCUCUGCUCCUCCAAGUGCACGAUGAGCUCCCCAGUGUGGCCCAGGAAGCCCUGCUUGCCGCUGCCAAGUUCCUGAAGUGGGAGCAGCUCAGGCACCUGGCUGAGCCAGUGCAGACAUGGAAGAUCACCGAGGGCCUG
This is a messenger RNA of Struthio camelus australis, 663 nucleotides long. Lineage: Eukaryota; Metazoa; Chordata; Aves; Struthioniformes; Struthionidae. The record is from RefSeq and is a predicted model, not a curated record.